Messenger RNA from Rhizopus microsporus ATCC 52813, 1206 nucleotides. RefSeq lists its product as uncharacterized. The coding region runs from base 1 to 1206 and encodes 401 amino acids. NCBI's taxonomy places the organism in Eukaryota, Fungi, Mucoromycota, Mucoromycetes, Mucorales, Rhizopodaceae. The transcript is spliced from 4 exons. The record is from RefSeq and is a predicted model, not a curated record. Gene Ontology annotation, molecular function: hydrolase activity.
AUGAGCGCAUUAACUAAAACUUGCACUGUCAAAGGUUGCUGCAUAGAAGAAAUUGUGUUAACUACAUCUGUUGCAGCAGCAGCAACCGCAUUUCCCUUGAUUACUGUAGCGCAAGAAGUAUGUAGAACAGCCUAUUGGUUACCCAGAAGUCUCGUUCGAAUUGCUAGCGACAUCUGGUCUCAUGUACAAUCAAGGCCACGAAUUCCAACUUGGGACAUCCAGACAACGAUCAUAAUCGGUUUCAUGCAAGCCUUUAGAAGCAACAACGCGUCGUGCAGCAUUGCAUAUUGGCGCUUAUGCACCGACUCAGUAAGGAUUUUCGGUUUGAUCAAAACCGCGUCAAUUGAGCCCAUCUCGGUACCUAUCCGUCCAAGAGGACUAUGUGGAAUAUUGAAGAAAAUGGAUGAAGAAGAGAAGAAUGAUAGAACUCUUUAUGCUGAAUGGGUAUCUGCCAUUCUACCUAAUAUAUCAAAUUACUAUGGAACUGAGAACGAAAAAAUCGUCCUCUACUUUCACGGGGGCGGUUACUGUAUGAUGAGCGCCCAAACUCAUAGAGUACUCACAACCAAGAUCAGCCAGGCAACAGGCCGACGCGUGCUAGCUGUCAAUUAUCGGUUGGCACCAGAAACCAAGUUUCCAGGAGCACUGUACGAUGCAGUUCAGACGUUCCUGUGGUUAAUUAGCAAGGAAGGAGGGUUCAAGGCUGAGAAUAUAUCUGUUAUGGGUGAUUCUGCUGGAGGAGGACUUUGUUUGUCAUCGAUGCUUUAUCUUCGAGAUCAUGGGUUGCCCCUACCAGAAUCUGCCGUUUUAUUAUCACCAUUUGUUGACCUGACCUAUUCGUACUCCAGCUGGGAUGACUGCGUCAUGUAUGAUUAUUUGGCACCUAGACCGAACCAUGAAAUGACAGUAAAUCCCCUAGUACUUUAUCUGGAGUCACCUGAUUUUGCAACGCACCCAUAUGUUUCCCCGAUCUAUGCGGACCACUUUGAUCAUUUACCACCGAUCCUUAUCCAGUCAGGAGGUUGUGAAUCCUUACGUGAUGAAAUUGUCGCCCUGGAAAAUAAAAUUUCAAAGUCAAAGACUACAAAAGUACGGCACGAAGUCUACAAGGAUAUGAUGCACGUAUUUCAAGCUUUCCCCUUUGCCAAAUCUGCAGAAGCCAUUGAGAAUAUCGGACAGUGGACAAGAAUUAACUUUUUAAAAUAA